GCAAAAAAAUUCUUGACCCUGUUGCUCAUAAUCCCAGCCCAUACAGGAUUUCGAAAUCAUGCCACCUAAAAAGGCUAAAAAGAUAUCUUUGAACGAGUUUCUUGGUAAUUCAACACUUGGAUCAUGGGCGGAUGAAAUGGACGCUUUGCCGUCUGCUCCGGCGAUGAGAAGUGAUGAUGAUCAAGGUCGUUCAAACGAUCGCUAUGGAAGAAGGGACGAUUUCAUGUCUUCAAGGCCCGAUCGUGCAGCCGCACCACCCCGAGAAGACUUACCUCUACCUACCCAACCUCCUUUCACCGCGUUUGUUGGCAACCUAUCAUUUGAUCUAACGGAAGCUGAGCUCGGAGACUUCUUUUCACCAUCUCAACCCAAGUCCGUGAAAAUUAUUCGUGACAGAGAUGAUAAACCAAAAGGCUUUGGAUACGUCGAAUUCGAAGACGUGGAAGGAUUGAAGGAUGCUAUCGCCAAGACCGGAUCGUCGUUUUCUGGUCGGAUAAUUCGGAUUAGCGUAGCGGAAGCUCCCAAGGAACGUCCAGGAUUUGGUGCCGACGACAGUAAAUUUGAUAGCCCGUGGCGCAGGGAUGGUCCUUUACCUGAUGAACCUUCACGAGACUCUUCACGUCGGCGUUUCGACGCCCCUCGGCCGGAGUCACUACCUAGCGUGGCUGAAGGUGUCAGUGAUUGGCGAUCGAACAAGCCUCGUGCAGCACUCGAGCCCGAGGCUGGUUCAAUGAGACGUAAAAAUAUUGGAUUCGGCUCUGACAACGCUGGCGCGGCGGACCGAGAGGAGACCUGGACCAUUGGCGGAAAAUUCAAGCCUUCGGAGGACAAAGAUGCAAGUACAGGCAACAAGUUUGGCAGUCGAGGAAGGGGCGACAUGGGCCCACCUAAAGAUCCAGCAUCCGCCGCUGACGAAGGAUCAGAUUGGCGGUCAGCGCGAAAGCCAGCGCGUGACAGCACUUCUCCAAGCACUUCAACGCCGCCGACACCACAAAUGGGCAGACGCAAGCUAGAGCUACUGCCACGAUCUGGUAGUGGAUCUAAUGUAGUCAGCCCACUCUCAUCUCCCAAAAUAGGUCCAUCUCCCACUGCAUCUGGUGGCUCUAAUCGCGCCAAUCCUUUCGGCGCUGCCAAACCGGUCGACGUAACGUCUCGUGAGAGAGAAGUUUCUGAGCGACUGGACAAAGAUCGCGAGCGUCUUUCUAUGUCACGAACCAGCUCUCGCACAGGCGUGGAGAGAACCACCUCUCGACCUGGAAUGGAGCGCACGUCCUCCAGAUCUGGUAAUGAACGGCCAACACUUGCUCGAAAUCCAAGUACAUCCAGCUCAGCCACUACGAGCAAUGCACCACCAUCCGCGAAAACUAUCAACCCGUCCUUAGCUGCGAACGUCCGACCCUCAUUUAGCUUUGCCAGUGCUGCAGCUAACAAAGGGGAAAAGAAGAAGGAUGAACAAGAGAAUGGCGCUGAUGAAGAAACGAAUAUUCCUAUGGUGGACGAUGUACGGGACCAACUGGGGGAAGUGACUAUCUAGUGCGAUCUUGAUAUGACCACUACCUUUUGCUGUGUAUGAGUAAAUUAUCCAUUAUUCGUUGUACACGAUAUCAGGAGAGAUGCCUCGCUAAGGCGGAACAGUUGACGCUCUGUUUCUC
Messenger RNA from Marasmius oreades (fairy-ring Marasmius), 1652 nucleotides. RefSeq lists its product as uncharacterized. The record is from RefSeq and is a predicted model, not a curated record. The transcript has 10 exons. Gene Ontology annotation, molecular function: RNA binding. Bases 59 to 1534 code for a protein of 491 amino acids. NCBI's taxonomy places the organism in Eukaryota, Fungi, Basidiomycota, Agaricomycetes, Agaricales, Marasmiaceae.